AUGUCCAUUAAAAGACAAGAGCAGCCAACAGACACACCAUAUGCUGCAAACACACCCCACGAACAAAUUGACGCACUGUCCGAAGAUGAAGAUGAAGAUCAAUACCCCGACGGCGGGCUGAAGGCCUGGCUAGUUGUCUUCGGCGCCUUUGCAAUGUUAAUCUGCACAUUCGGCAUGAUGAGUUCGGUCGGAGUCCUCCAAUCAUACUGGGAAACCCACCAAUUGAAAGCCUACCCCUCAAGUACAGUCGGCUGGAUACCGUCAGUAUUCGUCUUUUUCAAUUUAAUGCUGGGCAUCCAAAUCGGGCCGAUGUUCGACAGAUACGGACCCCGAUGGAUAAUUCUCACCGGAUCACUUCUCUACAUCCUAUCCUUUUUUCUACUCGCCGAAUGCAAGGAAUACUACCAGUUUAUGCUCUGCAUGAGUGGCCUCGGUGGAGCCAGCAGCUCUCUCAUAUCGACACCGACCAUGGCAUCUAUCUCGCACUGGUUUCACAAGCGCCGUGGUCUGGCUACGGGCAUUGCUAUGGCGGGUGCUAGUAUAGGGGGCAUACUUUUCCCUAUUAUUUUGAGACAUGUGAUAGAUCGAUUGGGAUGGCCAUGGGCUAUGCGUAUCAUGGGGUUUAUUUUUGUGUUCCUUCUUACCAUCGGCAAUCUUUGUGUCAAGGGUCGACUUCCUGCUAAGGUGGGCAAGGGCACAAUUGAUCUAAAGUGCUUCUCGGAUUCAAGAUUCGUAUGGAUGACAGCGGGUGCAUUUUUCAGUGAAAUUGUUCUCUUUGCAUCAUUGGGUCUGGUACCCUCAUAUGCAGUGGCUCAAGGGUUUGGCUCCGAUACGGGCACCUAUCUACUGGUCGUUCUGAAUGCAGGAUCGGCUGUGGGACGAUUGCUCUCAGGCUUGACAUCCGACCAUUUUGGAGCGUUCAACACCAUGGCUGUCGUAAUAGCAGUGACCACGGUUUUGAUAUUUGCGCUAUGGGUACCACUUGGUCAUUACAUUGGCGUUCUAUACCCAUUUUCUUUCAUGCUUGGUCUUGGAACUGGGAGCUUCCUGAGCCUGACACCUGUUUGUGUUGGUAGAGUUUGCAGGGUCGAAGAAUUCGGGCAGUGGCUAGGAACUUGUUAUUUUGUGAGCAGCUUUGGAACCUUGGUUGGUAUUCCUAUCGCUGGAGAACUGCUCCAGGUAGCAGGCCCAACACGACUGGCUGCCGUUCUCGGUGGCAUUUUUGGACUAGCCCUGCUGAAUUUCAUAAUUGCACGAUGGUCAUGUUUGAAGUGGGAGUGGAAAUUGUGGGCAAAGGUCUAG
Messenger RNA from Penicillium manginii, 1302 nucleotides. RefSeq names its product MCT family MFS transporter. The record is from RefSeq and is a predicted model, not a curated record. Gene Ontology annotation, biological process: transmembrane transport. Gene Ontology annotation, cellular component: fungal-type vacuole membrane. NCBI's taxonomy places the organism in Eukaryota, Fungi, Ascomycota, Eurotiomycetes, Eurotiales, Aspergillaceae. The transcript has 4 exons. The coding region runs from base 1 to 1302 and encodes 433 amino acids. Gene Ontology annotation, molecular function: transmembrane transporter activity.